Molecule: messenger RNA, 480 nt
Organism: Fraxinus pennsylvanica
Lineage: Eukaryota; Viridiplantae; Streptophyta; Magnoliopsida; Lamiales; Oleaceae
Source: the annotation of a GenBank genome assembly
AUGACUUCGAAAAAUCCACACCACGAAGGAAAAGAAAAAGAGUUUGACAAGAACGGAAAGAAGAUUACAAUUCCACCUGAAGAUCUCAACAUUAUUUGGGGCAGAGACAAUCGCUACUGGAAAAUACAGCCUGGUCAGGCAGAAUUAUUGCAAGUUUGUUGGCUUGAGGUGACUGGUUCCGUUCGCGGCAUUGACCCGACGAAGUCGCACAGAGUCAGUUUCAACGUAUCGUUUACUCCGGACGCAUUUGGUUGGGGGGUUUCUCCUCUCUACGUUAUGUUGAAGGCUGGAAAAGCUGGAAAAGUUAAAUGGGAAAAAGUUAAAAUAGAUACCGAGAAAACUAAGAUCACUGGAGACUCAUACCCAGUAGAAAAUAAUUCAAAUGAUAACCCAAAGCUUUAUUUUGGUUUGUAUGAAGUUUGGACUGGCAAAUGGAAAGGGGGUUUGAAAAUUCAUAACGUAAUCGUUGAAGAAGUCUAA